This is a messenger RNA of Geosmithia morbida, 540 nucleotides long. Its product is annotated as mitochondrial import receptor subunit TOM20. The record is from RefSeq and is a predicted model, not a curated record. NCBI's taxonomy places the organism in Eukaryota, Fungi, Ascomycota, Sordariomycetes, Hypocreales, Bionectriaceae. The transcript has 4 exons. Gene Ontology annotation, biological process: protein import into mitochondrial matrix; protein targeting; tRNA import into mitochondrion. Gene Ontology annotation, cellular component: mitochondrial outer membrane; mitochondrial outer membrane translocase complex. The coding region runs from base 1 to 540 and encodes 179 amino acids. Gene Ontology annotation, molecular function: transmembrane protein transporter activity.
AUGGUCUCGACAUCCACCGUGCUGACGGCUUCCGUCGCAACUGCCGCAACUGGCGUCCUGGCUUACGUUGCCUACUUCGACUACCAGCGAAGGAACCAAGCCGACUUCCGCCGCAGCCUGAGGAGGAACGAACGCAAACAGGUCCGCGCCGAGAAGGAGCAGGCCGAAGCCUCAACCCAGAGGCAACGUGCCGCCAUCAAGUCCCUCAUCGACGAUGCCAAGGAGCAGGGCUUCCCCUCGGGUGUCGAGGAGCGUGAGGGCUAUUUCAAUGAGCAGGUCAUGACCGGCGAGGUUCUCAGCCAAGAUGCCUCCAAGAAGGUCGAGUCAGCUCUCGCAUUCUACAAGGCCCUCAUGGUCUACCCUGCCCCUAGCGACCUCAUCAAGAUUUACGACAGCACCGUUCCCAAGCCUAUACUUGAUAUCCUCGCCGAGAUGAUUGCUUACGACUCGAGCUUGGAUAUCCGCCCUCGCGCUUCCAGCGCCGGUGCCGGCCCCGCUGGCAUCAACCUCAGCGACAUGCCCAGCGUUGGCCUCGACUAA